Messenger RNA from Epinephelus fuscoguttatus (brown-marbled grouper), 1227 nucleotides. Its product is annotated as triadin-like. Gene Ontology annotation, cellular component: membrane; sarcoplasmic reticulum. The transcript is spliced from 7 exons. The record is from RefSeq and is a predicted model, not a curated record. The coding region runs from base 496 to 1035 and encodes 179 amino acids. Gene Ontology annotation, molecular function: signaling receptor binding. Lineage: Eukaryota; Metazoa; Chordata; Actinopteri; Perciformes; Serranidae.
GGGCAGGGUGACUCUCAGUAGGUCAACCCCUCUCCUCUCUGUCGGCCUCUCUCUUUCUGUCCCACUUGCUCAGCAGUUAACCAGCUUAAGCUCUGAAACUUUGACUCAAGAAUUUCCUGGAAACAAACUGAAACCGUGCAGAAUUUUGAAAUUAACGAGAACAAUAAAAGCAAAAAACAAAGAAGUAUUUACUGGAUUUCGUUCCUUGGAUUUUUCUCCUGUGGGGAUGGUUUUAGUGUAUUUUUAGACCUGCUGUGAUCCAGCUUAACCACAAUUGCUGUGCGCUUUUUGCUGCCGGAUUUGAGUGUUGCCUCCAUCGUCUUUUUCUCACAAUCAAGCGGGGCCAAAGAGGAUUUAACGAAGGAGUUACAUGCGCGUUUCUAUGGUAACGGUGCAUUUCCAGAGUCUUUGAAGGACUGAAGGUUAUCACUGAACAUCCAGCAGACUCAAAGCCCAAGAAUCUGUUUUGAGAGAUUACUUGAACAGUGGUCUGCAAUGAUCUGCAACUUGGCAGGCAUCUCGCCUGAGUCUCACACCAUCCACCAUCCCCUCCAGCUCCUGAUAACAAAGCUCGCUUCAACAAUGAGCAGUCAAACCAACGGUGGGGAGGAAGCAUCUCCUGCUCAGACCAAUCAGAAGUCAUUCUUGGAUGAAGUCAUUCUGACCUUCAGUUCACCGAUGGCCUGGCUGCUGGUUGUGGCUCUGAUCAUCACAUGGUCGGGAGUCGCCAUCGUUCUCUUUGAUCUGCUCGACUAUAAAACGCUGACAGAGUACACAUCAUACUGUGACGACCCCGUGUGUUUAUCUCCUGGUCUCCCUCCUCCUCCUGCCAUUGCCAAGAGGGGUAUGAAGGCUAGAGCUGGUUAUCGCCCAGUAAAAUCGAGCCCUGUUGGAGUCCCGGCCACUCAGGAGAGCACCGAUUGGUUGGAGAUGAUCUGGACUUUUGCGGCCAGUUUGGUAGCUCCUGAUGAGGAGGAGGAAGGUAUUCACCAGCUAACUGAAACCCUCACAUCUUUCCACUCUGAGGAGCUCUGAAUGAGAGGAGCGUGGAGAGAGGACAAGAAGUCUGAAGAACAAGGGAGAGGAAGGAGAGAGCAAAGAGAGACGAGUGUCUGAAGUAGAAGAGAGGAUGUAACAGAAGGAUGUAGGAUGUACAGUUUAUCACAGUUAUGUUUCUGUCUGUCUAUUGUUAAUUGGAAUUUGAUGAAUAAAAAACUGACAAUUCGA